AUGAGGCCGCGCCCCGACGGUGCGCCCCGCGCCGGGGCCGCGCUGCCGCCCGUGCUGCUGCUGCUGCUGCCGCCGCUGCUGGGCGCCUCGCCGGGCCCGGCGCCCGCCCCGGCCCCCGCCCCGGCCCCCGCCCCGACGCCCACCCGCGCCCCGCAGGACGGCGCGCCGGGCACCGCACGCGUGAAGCGAGGCUGGGUGUGGAACCAGUUCUUCGUGGUGGAAGAGUACACGGGCACGGAGCCCCUCUACGUGGGCAAGAUCCACUCGGACUCCGACGAGGGUGACGGGGCCAUCAAGUACACCAUCUCCGGCGAGGGCGCCGGGACCAUCUUCCUGAUCGACGAGCUGACGGGCGACAUCCACGCCAUGGAGCGCCUGGACCGGGAGCAGAAAACCUUCUACACGCUGCGGGCCCAGGCUCGAGACCGCGCCACCGACCGGCUGCUGGAGCCCGAGUCGGAGUUCAUCAUCAAGGUGCAGGACAUCAACGACAGCGAGCCGCGCUUCCUGCACGGCCCCUACAUCGGCAGCGUGGCGGAGCUCUCGCCCACAGGCACGUCAGUGAUGCAGGUGAUAGCCUCGGAUGCGGACGACCCCACCUACGGCAGCAGCGCCCGCCUGGUGUACAGCGUGCUGGACGGCGAGCACCACUUCACCGUGGACCCCAAGACCGGCGUGAUCCGCACCGCCGUGCCGGACCUGGACCGCGAGAGCCAGGAGCGCUACGAGGUGGUGAUCCAGGCCACAGACAUGGCGGGCCAGCUGGGCGGCCUCUCGGGCUCCACCACCGUCACCAUUGUGGUCACCGACGUCAACGACAAUCCGCCCCGCUUCCCCCAGAAGAUGUACCAGUUCAGCAUCCAGGAGUCCGCCCCUGUCGGCACAGCCGUGGGGCGCGUGAAGGCCGAGGACUCGGACGUGGGCGAGAAUACGGACAUGACCUACCAUCUCAAGGAGGAGAGCGGCAGCGGCGGGGAUGCAUUCAAGGUCACCACGGACAGCGACACGCAGGAAGCCGUCCUCCUAGUGCAGAAGCGCCUGGACUUCGAGUCGCAGCCCGUGCACACAGUGGUGCUGGAGGCCCUCAACAAGUUCGUGGACCCACGCUUCGCGGACCUGGGCACCUUCCGCGACCAGGCGAUCGUGCGUGUGGCCGUGACGGACGUGGACGAGCCCCCCGAGUUCCGGCCGCCCUCCCGCCUCCUGGAGGUGCAGGAGGACGCGCAGGUGGGCUCCCUGGUCGGCGUGGUGACGGCGCGGGACCCCGACGCCGCCAACCGGCCCGUCCGGUAUGCCAUUGACCGAGACUCGGAUUUGGACCAGAUCUUCGACAUCGAUGAGGACACGGGAGCCAUCGUGACGGGCAAGGGGCUGGACCGGGAGACGGCUGGCUGGCACAACAUCACAGUGCUGGCCAUGGAGGCAGACAACCACGCUCAGCUGUCCCGAGCAUCCCUGCGGAUCCGGAUCCUGGAUGUGAACGACAACCCCCCGGAGCUGGCCACGCCCUAUGAGGCCGCAGUGUGCGAGGAUGCCAAGCCAGGCCAGCUCAUCCAGACCAUCAGCGUGGUGGACAGAGACGAGCCGCAGGGUGGACACCGCUUCUAUUUCCGCCUGGUGCCCGAGGCACCCAGCAACCCUCAUUUCUCUCUGCUGGACAUCCAGGACAACACGGCCGCGGUGCACACACAGCAUGUGGGCUUCAACCGGCAGGAGCAGGACGUCUUCUUCCUGCCCAUCCUCGUGGUGGACAGCGGGCCGCCCACGCUGAGCAGUACGGGCACGCUCACCAUCCGCAUCUGCGGCUGUGACGGCUCUGGCACCAUCCAGUCCUGUAACACCACGGCCUUCGUCAUGGCAGCCUCCCUCAGCCCCGGAGCCCUCAUCGCUCUCUUGGUCUGUGUCCUCAUCCUGGUUGUGCUGGUGCUGCUGAUCCUCACCCUCCGGCGCCACCACAAGAGCCACCUGAGCGCCGAGGAGGACGAGGACAUGCGGGACAACGUCAUCAAGUACAACGACGAGGGCGGCGGCGAGCAGGACACGGAGGCCUACGACAUGUCGGCGCUGCGGAGCCUGUACGACUUCGGGGAGCCGCAGGGCGGCGCGGCGGGGAGCCCCCCGCGGGGCCCGGCGCCGGGCGGGCCGCCCUCCGCGCGCCUGGCGCUGCCGCAGGGCCCGCCGCGCCCCGAGCCGGACUUCGCGGCGUUCAGGGACUUCAUCGGCCGCAAGGUGGCGCUGGCGGACGCGGACCCCGCCGUGCCGCCCUACGACGCCUUCCAGACCUACGCGCUGGAGGGCGCGGGCUCGCCCGCCGCCUCGCUCAGCUCGCUGCACAGCUCGCCGCGCAGCGGCUCCUCCGCCUCCGAGCAGGACUUCGCCUAUCUCCGCGGCUGGGGCCCGCGGUUCGGGGCCCUGGCGGCGCUCUACGCCGGCCACCUCCGCGCCGACGCCGAGGCGGCCGCCUCCUAG
Messenger RNA from Dipodomys spectabilis (banner-tailed kangaroo rat), 2469 nucleotides. RefSeq names its product cadherin 22 (gene Cdh22). NCBI's taxonomy places the organism in Eukaryota, Metazoa, Chordata, Mammalia, Rodentia, Heteromyidae. The coding region runs from base 1 to 2469 and encodes 822 amino acids. The transcript is spliced from 11 exons. Gene Ontology annotation, molecular function: cadherin binding; calcium ion binding. Gene Ontology annotation, cellular component: plasma membrane; adherens junction; catenin complex. Gene Ontology annotation, biological process: cell morphogenesis; cell-cell junction assembly; calcium-dependent cell-cell adhesion. The record is from RefSeq and is a predicted model, not a curated record.